Messenger RNA from Cuculus canorus (common cuckoo), 2291 nucleotides. RefSeq names its product shugoshin 1 (gene SGO1). The record is from RefSeq and is a predicted model, not a curated record. Lineage: Eukaryota; Metazoa; Chordata; Aves; Cuculiformes; Cuculidae. Gene Ontology annotation, biological process: meiotic chromosome segregation. Gene Ontology annotation, cellular component: nucleus; chromosome, centromeric region. The transcript is spliced from 9 exons. Bases 130 to 1947 code for a protein of 605 amino acids.
CGCCAAUGGGAGCGCGCGGCGGCUCUUUUCGAACGUCCCGGAGCGGAGCGGGGGUGCCGCGCCCCGGGCCCAGCGAGCGCCCGGCGGUUGGUACCCUGCCAGGCAUCGCCUUCCUGGAGGAGGUAGAAGAUGGCUGAACACUUGAAAAAGCCCUUCAAUGAGAGUCUGCAGGAUAUUAAAGAGCGAAUGAAAGAGAAAAGAAGUCAGAAAUGGAUAAAGUUCAGUAAAAUGAGCCAGUUCUCUGCUGUGAAGUGCAAAAUAAUAACCAGCACCUCCAAGCAAACAAAAAGCAUCCAAGCCAACAACAGAGCUCUAGCUCAGGCUUUGCAAGAAUCAAAGCUCAAACUGAAGGAUGCUGAGGAUACCAUCCUUAAGUUAAGGAAAGACUAUCAAGAUCUGAAGGUUCAGAUGUUUGCUUUGCAAAGAAAUCUUAGGUUCAUGCAAGCACAAGGACUUGUUGAGAAUCGACUGUCUGCCUUGAAUCAGAUAAUUUCGACAGUUUCUCAGAAUUUACUGAACUCUAUUGAUCUCCUUGGCCCAGCAAAGGACUUGUGUUCCACAGGUGUAAGUCAGAGUGGGCUUUCCUCAGUUCUUGAAAAUAGUUCCAGUGUUGUAGGACUAAAACCUUCAGUAGGACCUCUACAGCAUACCAAUGGAAGUGAUCAAUUAAUUCCAAGUGGGAUGGAGCUUGAUAGCAAUAGAAAUGGGCUGUCUCAUUCUGUUUCAGAGAGUAGGGAGGAAUCUGACAAUGCCAUUUCACUUCUCAAAAUAGUUCCAGAUAAAGGACAAACAUCUGAUUUUCCAAUUCUGACCCUGUCUUGUCCAGAUGAAAAUGUUUCUUCACGUAGCAAGGAUGCAUUUGGUAAUGUGUUACCAAAAGGUGUGUCCUCCAGGCCUCGCUAUUCAGAGAUGAGAAAUCGCCAUGAACUUUGCACUGGUGUCUUGGACUAUAUAGAAGCAUGUGACGUAAUAGAAGAGCUUUCUCAAGACGAUGAUGGAAUUACACUUGAGGGAAGUCUAGAGAAGUGUGCUAUGCAAAACGUAAAUUCAGGUAUUUCUUCACUGAAUAAAAACAAAGUAGGUUCAGAGCUGGUGUUGAGACAGAUAGAUUCUGAAUCUGCACAGUCCAAUUUAGGCAGUAAUUCUGAUCUUAAAAAACGUGAAUGUAAAGGCAGAGAAGACUCUCAAGUAAGGAAAGAGAAACAACAGAAAGGAAAACUGGAAUGUCCUAAAAAUACUUCCAGACAAAGACCAAAAAAAAGACAGAAGAAAGAGCUGGAUUUGUUUGGUGGUUCCAGUGAUGCUUAUGACUUCAAUUUUGAAGAGCGUGUCCAUGUUACACCUUUUCGACAAAAAAGGGAGAAUGACACAGAUAUUGGUGUGGAUGACAAAGACGACCUAUCUGAAACUAAUACAAGCGAGUCAAGCUAUACUGAAGAAGAUUCAGAUGACAGUCUCUAUAAGCCUUACAAGAGUAAAUCAAAAAAAAAUUCAGUGGACAAAGAAGAUGUGUUGCCAGUCCAUCCAAGGCCAAGGUCCAAAAGAUGUUUGGCACAGCAUGAGCAGAAACUCCACAAUGAAAAAGAGACUGACAGCAGUAAAUCAAGUGACAAGUCUAUUAGGCAGCCUUCUGAGCCAUCUCGUGGUCAUCUCUGUGAUGUUACCAAUACUGCUUCAUUGCUCCCUAGCACUGGGAAUGCAACUAUUGACCCAGAAGAUGAAGGGCUACGCUCUCCAAAACGCAAGCGCAGCUGUACUAUUACUGUGAACUAUAAAGAACCAAGUAUUGCAGGAAAACUCAGAAGAGGAGAUCCAUUCACAGAUACAAAUUUUCUGAACUCUCCAAUUUUCAAGCAGAAAAAAGAUGCUAAACGCCGUUCUCUCAAGAAAGCAGCUCUGCCAAAAUACAAUGAGAAAUUUGUUGGUUCAAGAGAUUUCAAGUCAUGAUGGAAAACCAUCCUUACUCCAUGAAGAAAGGAAGUCUUUUUAUCCAGGAAAUUAUUGCUGCACGAUAUCUUACACAAAUAUGUAAUUAUUUCUAUGUCUUUAAUAUUAAGGACAUUAGAACUAAGGGCAGUUGUUCAUAAUCCAGUGACUUGUUUUUAAUGAUGGAGAAACUACUUUUUUAACUAAGAUUAUUCCAUUCAAACUCUUUUCGUAGGAAUAUAUCAGAAAUAACUGUUUUAAAACAUGUUGAACAUAAUUUUACGACUUACACCCUAUGUGAUCUCACAGUGGUUGGCAAAGGUCAACUUCGUGCACUUAGGAUCAAAUCUAUUAUAAGCAGUUUU